Molecule: messenger RNA, 2053 nt
Organism: Gossypium raimondii (Peruvian cotton)
Lineage: Eukaryota; Viridiplantae; Streptophyta; Magnoliopsida; Malvales; Malvaceae
Product: uridine kinase-like protein 5
Exons: 14
Coding region: 1-1350 (449 amino acids)
Cellular component (GO): cytoplasm
Molecular function (GO): kinase activity; ATP binding
Source: RefSeq, a predicted model, not a curated record
AUGGAGCCUGCUGCAUUGAGAAGUGGAUUCAAUGAUCAUAUUUCAGUCGAUUCUAACGGGGGAUUUGAUUGUCCAAAAAAUAAGCAACCAUUCAUAAUCGGAGUUGCAGGAGGAACGGCAUCUGGCAAAACGACAGUUUGCAACCAGAUCAUUUCACAGCUUCACGAUCAACGUGUUGUUCUUGUUAAUCAAGAUUCGUUUUAUCGCUCACUCAACGAUGAUCAAUUAGUGAACGUUCACGAAUACAAUUUCGAUCAUCCUGCUGCUUUUAAUACUGAGCUUUUGCUUUCAUGUAUGGAGAAAUUAAGACGGGGACAUCCAGUUAACAUUCCUAGCUAUGAUUUCAAGAGUCAUAAAAGUAUUGAACCGUCACGUCUGGUUAAUCCAGCGGAUGUUAUCAUUUUAGAAGGAAUUCUCGUUCUCCAUGAUUUCCACGUUCGCAAUCUUAUGAACAUGAAGAUCUUUGUUGAUAUAGAUUCCGAUGUGCGGCUUGCAAGAAGAAUUCAAAGGGAUACAGUGGAAAGAGGAAGGAACAUUCAGAAUGUUCUCGAUCAAUACUCGAGAUUUGUAAAACCAAGUUUCGAAGAAUUCAUACUACCAUCGAAGAAGUUUGCAGACAUAAUCAUCCCUAGAGGAGGAGAUAAUGAUGUCGCCAUUGAUUUAAUAGUACAACAUAUUCUUACCAAGCUUGGCCAGCAUGAUCUAUGCAAAAUAUAUCCAAAUAUCAAUGUUAUAUUUUCAACAUUUCAGAUUCGGGGAAUGCACACCCUUGUCCGUGAUGUCAAAACAACAAAGCAUGACUUUGUAUUCUAUUCAGAUCGAUUGAUUCGCUUGGUUGUGGAGCAUGGUCUCGGGCACCUUCCUUUCACCGAGAAACAGAUUAUUACUCCGACAGGUUCUGUGUAUUCUGGAGUUGUGUUCUGUAAAAGGUUAUGUGGGGUCUCCGUUAUUAGAAGUGGAGAAAGCAUGGAGAAUGCACUAAGAGCAUGCUGCAAGGGAAUCAAAAUUGGUAAAAUUCUCAUCCAUGGAGAUGGAAAAAAUGGGCGGCAGUUAAUUUAUGAGAAGCUACCAGCAGACAUCUCAAGCCGCCAUGUGUUGUUACUAGAUCCUGUUCUAGCUUCAGGAAAUUCGGCAAUCAAGGCUAUAUCUCUGCUUCUUAGUAAAGGCGUCCCAGAAACCAGCAUCAUCUUUCUUAAUCUUAUAUCAGCACCGGAAGGAAUUCAUGCAGUGUGUAGGAAAUUCCCAAAGCUAAAAAUAGUGACAUCCGAGAUAGAUUCAUCGCUAGAUAAGAAUUACGGGGUGAUUCCAGGCAUGGGGGAGUUCGGGGAUCGCUAUUUUGGCACCGAUUAAUUAUUUUGGUGAUCCAGUCUACACACCCAAACAAACCUUUAAGAUAUUGACUCACCUUAGCUAGUUUUUGCUCAAAUCGUCUCAAUUCUGUAAAUAUUCCUUCUGCCUGCAGAGUACAAGAAUUCUUGUGAAACAACAAAUAAUCCUUGCAAGUACAAUUAUUCAAACUUGCAUCUUUCAACACAUUCUAUCGCGAGUGUUUUUUUUACUCAACACGAAUUAACAAUAUGUCAAAAUUCAAUUUAUUACACUUUUCAAAUCCUAGUAUUUCCUCCCUUUCUAUGGUUUUGAGUUUUCUUGCUCAUUUUUCUUCCUUCCCUCCAUUGUUCUUGAUUCCUUUCUCGAGGUUUUCUCCUUGUUUCUCUAAUUUUUGCUUCCUCAAAGCUAUUUCUCAAGGAUUUCGGCCGUUGAUUUUAGAGCACAUGAAGCAAGAGGGACCAGGAGUUCAGGGCCACCCACUACAGAUUUGAUUUGUUGUUUUAGAUUAUGGCUGUUCUUUAGAUGUUUGUAACUAUAGACGAUGUGUUUACAUUUCUUUCUUUUCUUUCUUUUUUUGUUGUUUUGUGUCCUUGGAAAUUUUUUUUCCUAACCGUCAUAUUCAAACAUUAUAUUAACCGAUGACUGAGUCGAGGUCAAAAUAAGACCUUAAUUUUAGAUCCUUACAUUGAGUUGAGAAUCUUUAUUUCAUACGGUUUUUCUUGUA